Carlito syrichta (Philippine tarsier) is the source of this 3453-nucleotide messenger RNA. RefSeq names its product regulatory associated protein of MTOR complex 1 (gene RPTOR). Gene Ontology annotation, cellular component: TORC1 complex; cytoplasm. Gene Ontology annotation, molecular function: protein-macromolecule adaptor activity; protein binding. Lineage: Eukaryota; Metazoa; Chordata; Mammalia; Primates; Tarsiidae. The transcript is spliced from 29 exons. The record is from RefSeq and is a predicted model, not a curated record. Gene Ontology annotation, biological process: cellular response to amino acid stimulus; cellular response to starvation; positive regulation of protein serine/threonine kinase activity. The coding region runs from base 1 to 3402 and encodes 1133 amino acids.
AUGGGAGAGGGCUGCUCUCUGGCAGUGGGCACACAUGGACUCACUUACUUCUUUGGCUCUUUGAAUGAUAAAACACUGACUACUGCAGCCGCAACCAAGAACAUAACUUCCACUGUGCUGGCCGAGCUGGGCAUUGCUUCUGGAGGCAGUGAGUAUGUCUGGCAGUCAUUUUCAGGGUCCAGGACAGCCAGCUCGGCCUCCCCUUACCCUGGAGAGCUGCAGAAGUUUUGCAUGCAGAAAUGUGUCAGUCUGGUGCCUGGAGUUACACUGGAUUUGAUAGAAAAGAUUCCUGGCCGGCUGAAUGACAGGAGGACUCCCUUGGGUGAACUGAACUGGAUCUUCACAGCAAUCACAGACACCAUCGCAUGGAAUGUACUUCCCCGGGAUCUCUUCCAAAAGCUCUUCAGACAGGACCUGUUGGUGGCUAGUCUGUUUCGGAAUUUUUUAUUAGCAGAAAGGAUCAUGAGGUCAUAUAACUGCACUCCAGUCAGCAGCCCGCGACUCCCUCCAACUUACAUGCACGCGAUGUGGCAAGCCUGGGACCUCGCCGUCGACAUCUGUCUGUCUCAGCUGCCAACAAUCAUUGAGGAAGGCACUGCAUUCAGGCACAGCCCCUUCUUUGCCGAGCAGCUGACUGCAUUCCAGGUGUGGCUCACCAUGGGCGUGGAGAACCGGAACCCACCUGAACAGCUGCCCAUUGUUUUACAGGUGCUGUUAAGCCAAGUGCACCGGCUGAGAGCCUUGGACUUGCUGGGAAGAUUUUUGGACCUGGGUCCCUGGGCGGUCAGCCUGGCCCUGUCUGUCGGCAUCUUCCCCUACGUGCUGAAACUGCUCCAGAGCUCAGCCCGAGAGCUGAGGCCACUUCUCGUUUUCAUCUGGGCCAAGAUCCUCGCCGUGGACAGUUCAUGCCAAGCUGACCUCGUGAAGGACAACGGCCACAAAUACUUCCUUUCAGUCUUGGCGGACCCUUACAUGCCAGCUGAACACAGGACCAUGACAGCUUUUAUUCUCGCCGUGAUCGUCAACAGCUACAACACAGGGCAGGAAGCCUGCCUUCAGGGGAACCUGAUUGCCAUCUGCCUGGAACAGCUCAAUGACCCCCACCCCUUGCUGCGCCAAUGGGUAGCCAUCUGCCUGGGGAGGAUCUGGCAGAACUUUGACUCAGCGCGAUGGUGUGGUGUGCGCGACAGUGCUCAUGAGAAACUCUACAGCCUCCUCUCCGACCCCAUCCCUGAGGUCCGCUGUGCAGCAGUCUUCGCCCUGGGCACGUUUGUGGGCAACUCUGCUGAGAGGACGGACCACUCCACCACCAUCGACCACAACGUGGCCAUGAUGCUAGCCCAGCUGAUCAAUGAUGGGAGCCCCAUGGUCCGGAAGGAGCUGGUGGUAGCACUGAGUCAUCUUGUAGUUCAGUAUGAAAGCAAUUUCUGCACCGUGGCCUUGCAGUUCAUGGAAGAGGAAAAGAACUACCCCUUGCCUUCUCCAGCUGCCACAGAGGGCGGGAGUUUGACCCCAGUGCGAGAUAGUCCGUGCACCCCCAGGCUUCGUUCUGUGAGUUCCUAUGGAAACAUACGUGCCGUCACCACAGCCAGGAGCCUGAACAAAUCUCUUCAGAACCUGAGCUUGACAGAAGAAUCUGGCAGCUCAGUGGCAUUCUCUCCUGGGAACCUCAGCACCAGCAGCAGUGCCAGCAGCACCCUGGGCAGUCCAGAAAACGAGGAGUACAUCCUGUCCUUCGAGACCAUCGACAAGAUGCGCCGUGUCAGUUCCUACUCCUCCCUCAACUCCCUCAUAGGAGUUUCUUUUAAUAGUGUUUACACUCAAAUUUGGAGAGUCUUAUUGCAUCUGGCUGCUGAUCCUUAUCCAGAUGUUUCUGAUUUGGCCAUGAAGGUGCUCAACAGUAUCGCCUACAAGGCCACGGUGAAUGCCCGGCCCCAGCGCAUCCUGGACACCUCUUCUCUCACACAGUCAGCCCCCGCCAGCCCGACCAACAAGGGUACACAUAUCCACCAGGUGGGAGGCUCCCCGCCGACAUCCAGCACAAGCAGCUCCAGCCUGACCAACGACGUGGUCAAGCAGCCAGUCAGCCGAGACCUGCCUUCCGGCCGGCCAGGCACCACAGGCCCCAUGGGGGCACAGUACACCCCCCACUCCCACCAGUUCCCCCGCACACGGAAGAUGUUCGACAAAGGCCCAGACCAGACUGCGGAUGAUGCAGAUGACACUACUGGACACAAAAGCUUCAUCUCCGCCACGAUGCAGACAGGGUUCUGCGACUGGAGUGCCCGAUAUUUUGCCCAGCCUGUCAUGAAGAUCCCAGAAGAACAUGACCUGGAGAGUCAGAUCCGCAAGGAGCGGGAAUGGCGGUUCCUACGGAACACCCGUGUCAGGAAGCAGGCACAGCAGGUCAUCCAGAAGGGCAUCACAAGACUGGAUGACCAGAUAUUUCUGAACAGGAACCCUGGAGUCCCCUCUGUGGUCAAAUUCCACCCCUUCACCCCAUGCAUAGCCGUAGCCGACAAGGAUAGCAUCUGCUUUUGGGACUGGGAGAAAGGGGAGAAGCUAGACUACUUCCACAAUGGAAACCCUCGGUACACAAGGGUCACUGCCAUGGAGUAUCUGAAUGGCCAGGACUGUUCCCUUCUGCUGACAGCCACAGAUGAUGGUGCCAUCAGGGUCUGGAAGAAUUUUGCUGAUUUGGAAAAGAACCCGGAGAUGGUGACUGCUUGGCAGGGGCUUUCAGACAUGCUGCCGACAACACGAGGAGCUGGGAUGGUAGUAGACUGGGAGCAGGAGACCGGCCUCCUCAUGAGCUCAGGGGACGUGCGCAUUGUCCGGAUCUGGGACACAGACCGCGAGAUGAAGGUGCAGGACAUCCCCACUGGUGCAGACAGCUGCGUGACAAGCCUGUCCUGCGACUCCCACCGCUCCCUCAUUGUGGCUGGCCUCGGCGAUGGCUCCAUCCGUGUCUACGACAGGAGGAUGGCGCUCAGCGAAUGCCGCGUCAUGACCUACCGCGAGCACACAGCCUGGGUGGUGAAGGCCCACCUCCAGAAGCACCCCGAGGGCCGCAUCAUGAGCGUGAGUGUCAAUGGAGAUGUGCGUGUCUUCGACCCACGCUUGCCUGAGUCUGUGAACGUCCUUCAGAUCGUGAAGGGACUGACGGCCCUAGACAUCCACCCCCAGGCCAACCUGAUCGCGUGUGGCUCCGUGAAUCAGUUCACUGCCAUCUACAACGGUAACGGGGAGCUGAUCAACAACAUCAAGUACUACGACGGGUUCAUGGGGCAGCGUGUCGGGGCCAUCAGCUGCCUGGCCUUCCACCCGCACUGGCCUCAUCUGGCAGUGGGAAGCAACGACUACUACAUCUCUGUGUACUCGGUGGAGAAGCGCGUCAGAUAGCGGCGCCCCCAGCCCGCCAGGCCACAGCCUGCUGUACAUAGUGAACUGCCA